CGGCGUCGGGAUUGCUUGUCAUGAUACUGACCAAGGGAUGAGGUCACCGGAGUGCUCGAUCGAAACAAAGCACGUCCCUGCGUGUCAUAUCGAGAUUAGCGGUCCGUGAGGUCCAUAUAUAUACUACAUACCCAGACGCUACUUUUAUGCAUGUCCUUCCAUAAGGCUGGCUUGGCAAUCUCAAGGCUCAGGACUUCUUCAUUUUGGUACUUUGCCAUGACGAAAGGUUCAAACCCGCCAAAAUAUCACAAUGCCGUCAUCAUCGAGGAUACAUCGAGGCGCAUUCUCGAGGGAUGGGUGGAAAAGUGGACGAGUCUUCGAUCGGACAUAAAUACCGCCGUUUCGGCGAGAAACAGAAAUCCACCAGUUCCCAGCUGAGCUCGAAUUGAACAACGAUACUCUCACUUUGCCCACCUCAAACCACUCGCUCACCAUGCUUUCCAACCUCCUUCUCUUCAUUGCCGCCGCCAGUGCCGCGGCCGUCCCCUCCCUCGAGGCCCGCGCAACUCCCGAGGCAAUCGUGACCGCCUGGAGGCAAGGCUGCGGCAACUACGAAUGCGGCACCGACCUCGGCUGUUCAUACGGGACGACGUACGGGGAAGGGUUCCCCUCGAACCAGGAGGAGUGCUACGCCGUGGGAUACGGGUACAACUCGCUGCAGUUGAACGUGCUGGACGAGAGCGACAACUGGAGCGUCGAUGUCUUCUCCGGUGAAGGGUGCAACAACCCGGUCGGCACUGUCUCCAAGAACUCGUGCUAUUUGCAGCCUGUCGGCCAGAUCAUCGUCAGCUUCCGAGCGCGCCGGUUGUAGACGGGAUGGGCUUUGCGGUGGAAAGGAUCAGGUGGUUUGGAUCGGGCUUGGGGGGAGGACGAUGUGACAAACCACGACGUUUGUGGGCUCGGCGUGGUCCUGCUGGGAUCACCCACCACGUCGCUUUCAUCCGCCGGAUGUAUCAGGUUUUCGAUCGUUUUGUCUUUACUUCAUAUGCAAAUGCCUGAGCUGUCGUUGUUCUCGAGAGGACAUGUCGGGGAUCACCCCUUCUCCCGCUAUUUCUGUGCAAUCCGUCGUCACCGUGAGACACAGAGGGACCAGCGUGUAUUCCUAGGAUAUAAUGAACCA
Dissoconium aciculare CBS 342.82 is the source of this 1120-nucleotide messenger RNA. RefSeq lists its product as uncharacterized. The transcript is spliced from 2 exons. Bases 434 to 811 code for a protein of 125 amino acids. The record is from RefSeq and is a predicted model, not a curated record. Lineage: Eukaryota; Fungi; Ascomycota; Dothideomycetes; Mycosphaerellales; Dissoconiaceae.